Medicago truncatula (barrel medic) is the source of this 1388-nucleotide messenger RNA. Its product is annotated as peroxisome biogenesis protein 7. Gene Ontology annotation, biological process: protein import into peroxisome matrix. Bases 128 to 1084 code for a protein of 318 amino acids. Gene Ontology annotation, cellular component: cytosol; peroxisomal matrix. NCBI's taxonomy places the organism in Eukaryota, Viridiplantae, Streptophyta, Magnoliopsida, Fabales, Fabaceae. The transcript has 3 exons. Gene Ontology annotation, molecular function: protein binding. The record is from RefSeq and is a predicted model, not a curated record.
AGAUUAAUUUAGCCAAAUCAUCUUGUACUGAAUCUGGGGAAUCUUAACAUCUUGAAGCUUGAGAAACAAGUGACAAAUCAUCAAACACCUAACACUCACUCUUCCACCUAACCAAAUCCUUCAAACGAUGCCAGUUUUUAAAACCCCAUUCAACGGUUACUCCGUCAAAUUCAGCCCUUUCUACGAAAAUCGCAUCGCCGUCGCCACCGCUCAAAACUUCGGCAUCCUCGGCAACGGCCGUCUCCACGUCCUCGAACUCUCCUCCAAUCCCGCCCUCCCAAUCACCGAAAUCGCCGCUUACGACACCGCCGACGGCAUCUACGACGUCACCUGGUCUGAAUCUCACGAUUCCAUUACCGUCGCCGCCGUAGCCGACGGUUCCGUCAAACUCUACGACCUCGCUCUUCCACCUACUUCAAACCCUAUUCGUUCCUUUCAUGAACAUACUCGGGAAGUUCAUUCCGUUGAUUAUAAUCCCGUUCGCCGUGAUUCGUUUCUCUCAGCUGCGUGGGACGAUACUGUCAAAUUAUGGACAGUGGAUCGUCCUACGUCGGUGAGAACGUUCAAAGAGCAUGCUUAUUGUGUUUAUUCAUCUGUUUGGAAUCCUCGUCAUGCCGAUGUUUUCGCCUCGGCUUCUGGGGAUUGUACUGUCAGAAUUUGGGAUGUUCGUGAGCCAGGUUCUACAAUGAUUCUUCCGGCGCAUGAACACGAGAUUCUUUCAUGUGAUUGGAAUAAGUAUGAUGAAUGUAUUAUUGCAACUGGGUCGGUUGAUAAGUCGGUUAAGGUUUGGGAUGUAAGGAGUUAUAGGGUUCCAGUUGCCGUGCUUAAUGGACAUGGUUAUGCUGUUAGAAAGGUUAAAUUUUCGCCGCAUGUGAGGAAUUUGUUGGUGUCUUGUUCUUAUGAUAUGACUGUUUGUGUUUGGGAUUUUAUGGUGGAGGAUGCUUUGGUGAGUAGGUAUGAUCAUCAUACUGAGUUUGCUGUUGGGGUUGAUAUGAGUGUUCUUGUUGAAGGGCUUCUUGCUAGUACUGGUUGGGAUGAACUUGUUUAUGUUUGGCAACAUGGAACUGAUCCUAGGGCAUCUUGAAAGGGAAGAACUUUAGAGGGAACCUAAAAGGAAGAAUGAUUGUUGAAACUUCCACAAUGGGCAAGAAGCAAGUGCAAGACAAUGAAGUUGGAUUUUGUUUGUAACAUGGGAGCUGAGUCACUCAAAUCAUAAGUUUUACCAGUACUGAGUGCUCUACUAUUUUGUGUAAGUUUAAAUUGUUUGGAGUUUUCGCUUUAUGAUCUACAAUGUAGCUUAAUACUGAAUCAUACGUUGUAUCUGAAAUACCAGAUACACAAAAUAUUAUAACAAUAAGCGUUGCUCUGACAGUGAGUAUUUUGAAGGA